This is a messenger RNA of Protopolystoma xenopodis, 525 nucleotides long. The record is from the annotation of a GenBank genome assembly. Lineage: Eukaryota; Metazoa; Platyhelminthes; Monogenea; Polystomatidea; Polystomatidae.
CUCUCGUCUGCUCAGAAGAGCAUCAUUGAGCUGGCUCUCUCCCCAUAUGACCAGGGUAUGCUAGUCGUUGGAGCCAAAGCUGGCCUCGUCGAAAUUUUGCGGACCGACACUCUGUUGACUCGCCUUCAGCGCUUUUCUGUGCUCCAUUCUAUCACAGGUUCUCUUUGUUCAUCACUUGGUACUGUAUCUGUGUCGGCAGAUGUUGAUCUGUAUACAAAUUCAGCAACCACAUCACGCACAGAUCCCCAUUGUCUUUUGACCCUUCGGUUUGCCCCCGUUCCAAAUUGGAUGGCUGGUUCGACCCCCCUCAUUGCUCCCGGUUGUAAUCAGGAGGCAAGAGUUUGCGGUGGUUGGCCUGCGAUGUCUACCAUGAAUGCAGCGCAACCAGCAACAAAGUCUGAUACUGACCUUCGUUCAGAGGUUCCUGAUUCAAGUAUAGGCAUAGAACAGUUUAAGCGCUACUCCGGCUGGCAGCUGAGUGAUGUUAUACACGUUAAGCUGCACAAACUGUCUAAGACUUUAUAG